Apiotrichum porosum is the source of this 831-nucleotide messenger RNA. RefSeq lists its product as uncharacterized. Lineage: Eukaryota; Fungi; Basidiomycota; Tremellomycetes; Trichosporonales; Trichosporonaceae. The record is from RefSeq and is a predicted model, not a curated record. Bases 1 to 831 code for a protein of 276 amino acids. The transcript is spliced from 4 exons.
AUGCCUUCUACGCACAAACGCAGGGCUUCUUCUCCUGACGCAGCAACUGCCAAUGCUAGCAAGGUCACAAAGGUCGUCCAUGCAGAGACUACCGGCGACAAGGUGAACGACGACCUUGCCGUAUCGCCAUCCACUCGCAUCCGUCUGGACACCGAUCACCCUGGGGGUUCCUCUGAGAAUAAAGACCUCGAUGGCAGUAACGACCUCGAGGAUGAAACCACUCUCCAGCUGCACAUGGAGGGCGACCAUCCUCCUCCUCCCCCUACCGACAUGGAAGAGCGUUGCAAAAAGGCCUGGAUCGCCCUCUUCCACUACUACAACGAAUGCGUGGCGAACUGGAGGAAGGGCCGAUUUGCACGUCCUGGAGCUUUGGAGCUGCCUCUGCAGGCCACCUCGUUGCCCCAAAUGAUUUCCAGCCGUAUCAUCAAGGUCUUCCAGGACUCUGCUCUGUUGAAGGGCGGCGACCCCAAGGAGGAGACGGCCGAGCUGCUCUAUUGGAUGUUCCGUCUGAAACCGAUUGUCCGCAACGACGAACUGGUGCAAAUGCCACUGUUCGACAAGGUUCGCGACGCAAUACUCACAUACCGCAUUCCGGGUUCUGCUUUUCUCCCCGAUAACCAUGAGCGCGGCGCCAAGGCGAUGCUGGACAUCAAGUCACCUUGGAUGAUUGAAUGCGAGGGAGGUAUUGUCGAUGACCCCUCCCAGCACCACGAGCCAAGCAAACUCACCCUUGGCGACGGAAUCUCCAAAAGGUCACCCGAGGAAGAAAUAGAGCUGGCUCGCGAGAUUCUAUCGCUGGCACUGUACAUUAAAGACCUUCCUCCCAACUAG